Blastocystis hominis is the source of this 406-nucleotide messenger RNA. RefSeq lists its product as hypothetical. Gene Ontology annotation, molecular function: structural constituent of ribosome; protein kinase activator activity; ribonucleoprotein complex binding. The coding region runs from base 161 to 376 and encodes 71 amino acids. The record is from RefSeq and is a predicted model, not a curated record. NCBI's taxonomy places the organism in Eukaryota, Bigyra, Opalinata, Blastocystidae. The transcript has 3 exons. Gene Ontology annotation, cellular component: cytosolic large ribosomal subunit. Gene Ontology annotation, biological process: cytoplasmic translation.
UACUUUGGCUACAAUGUCUUUCGUUUCUGCUGCUGAACGUGACGAGGUCGCUUGCACCCUUGCUACCCUGAUUCUUGCCGAUUCUGGCGUGAAGGUCGAUGCUGCCGGAAUUGAGAAGCUCUUGAAGGCUACCAACAUCACUGUUGAGCCUUACUGGCCCAUGCUUUUCGCCAAGUUCCUUGGUGAAAAGGACAUUACUGAGCUUCUGAUGAAGCCCAGUUGCGGAGCUGCUCCUGCUGCUGCUGCCGGAGCUGCUGCUGCCACUGAAGCCGCUGAGGAGAAGGAGGAGGAGAAGAAGGAGGAAGAGGAAGAGGAGGAAGAGGAUAUUGAUAUGAGCGGUGGUGGUCUCUUCGGAGAUGAUGAUGACGACUGGUAAACAAGUACGUGAGUCAUUGGAGCCUUUACC